Messenger RNA from Etheostoma spectabile (orangethroat darter), 1385 nucleotides. Its product is annotated as major histocompatibility complex class I-related gene protein-like. The record is from RefSeq and is a predicted model, not a curated record. NCBI's taxonomy places the organism in Eukaryota, Metazoa, Chordata, Actinopteri, Perciformes, Percidae. Gene Ontology annotation, cellular component: external side of plasma membrane. Gene Ontology annotation, biological process: immune response.
UAGUGAACGUAGAGGAGAGAUAUCUAAAUUAAAAUAUCGAUUCAUUACAGUUGUAUCGAUCAAAUACCAAUACCAGCGUUGGCAUCGAUACUAUCGAUAUUUAGAUCGAUCCGCCCACCCCUACCAACAACAGAGACACUCCCUUUUUCCUCCAGAAAGCAGAAACGAUAAUGCUCGGUCCUCGGACACGUCUUUAUCAGAACAUGAUGAAGAAGUUUCUGUUGUUGCUUCUCUUCUGUCACGUCUCAUCUCCAGUGAAACACUCAUUUAAGAUUUUCUUCACUGCAUCUUCUGGAGUCCCAAACCUCCCAGAGUAUGUGGUUACUGCAGUGGUGGAUGAUCUUCUGGUGGGUUACUGCGACGCCAACAAGUUAGUAGAACCCAAACAGGACUGGAUGGAAACAUUUUUUGAAAUAAAUCCUCAGCAGUUGGAGUUUUACACUCAAGCAUGUAUUGAGAGAGAGCCAAAGUUCUGGAAAGCCCAAAUGAAUAACUUCAAGCAACGCUUCAACCAGAGUGGAGGUGUCCACAUUCUCCAGCAGAUGAUUAGCAGUGAGUGGGAUGAUGAGACUGGAGAGGUCAAUGGUUUUAAUCAGUUUGGUUAUGAUGGAGAAGACUUCAUAUCAUUCGACCUGAAGACAUCGAAAUGGAUCGCUGCAAAACCACAGGCUGUCAUCACCAAACAGAGCUGGGAUGCUGACAAAUCUAGAAUAAAACACAUUGAGAGUUUUGUGACUGAGAUUUAUCCUGAAUGGCUGAAGAUGUAUUUGGACUACGGCAAGAGCUCUCUGCUGAGAAAAGAGGUUCCCUCAGUGUCUCUCCUCCAGAAGUCUCCGUCCUCUCCAGUCAGCUGCCACGCUACAGGUUUCUACCCUGACAGAGCCAUGAUGUUCUGGAGGAAAGAUGGAGAGGAGCUUCAUGAGGACGUGGACCUCGGAGAGAUCCUCCCCAACCACGAUGGAUCCUUCCAGAUGAGUGUAGACCUGGACCUUUCAUCAGUCCCAGAUGAAGACUGGAGGAGGUACGACUGUGUGUUUCAUCUCUCUGGUGUGGAGGACGACAUCGUCACCAAACUGGACAAAGCAGAGAUCAGGACAAACAGAGAGAAUCCUUCAGACAGGACCAUUCCCAUCACUGCUGCAGUGGCUGUUCUUGCUGUCGUCCUCGCCGCUGCCGCUGGAUUCAUUUUUUACAAAAGAAAGAAAGCCCAACUCCCUCCACCAUCUCCUGACAACAGCUCUGAGCUCUCUGAGAGACUCAGUCCAGAGACCUGAUUAACACACACAUCCUGCACUGGGAAAGCAGUCAAAUGUUCACAUCUCCAGUUAGACAAUACCUGGAAAAAUAAUCUUCUACAACAAACCUUUCUAUUAAAGUCCAUAAAG